AUGGUUGACAUAUCCGUUUAUCCAGCUUGGGUAGACUGUGAUAAGAGGUUCAAGUGCGUGCCACCUCUCCUGAUACAAAACCCUCGUGAACUGGAUGUAAAAGAUCUGAGAUUUAAUGAUGGAAACGGGUCACCUGCAACUUUGCCUCUAAUUCAGAAUCGGAUCAUGACCCGAGUUGUUCGUGACCGGAUACUUAAGGACGCUAAUGGCGAUAUCUCCGAUCAUCUCCGCAACCAUAUCCAUUUAACAAAUUGUAUUCACUUGAAAAACCAUAUGCACAAAAACAGCCCUAUAAUCAGCGACAGGUCCCUAAUUAGGGACCUCGUCGUUCUUCAAAGGUCACGAUCUUUAAAGGAUCCCUCCAUGAGUCCACCCGCUUUUCAAUCUCAUUCCGCCGUUGAUGCUGGUGGUGGUGGUGGAGGAGGACGCAGGUCUACUGGUUUUUCCGGCAACUUUUCUGGCAACUCCUCCUCAAAUCGAAGAAACAAGAAACAAGAAUCAAGCGGGGAUUCUCCACUUGAUGCUGCAAAUUUAGCUCGUGAUAUUUAUCCAGGAAGCUCUGAUAACAAAAGCAAACAAAAAGGGCGUAAAAUCAAACAAGAUGAUCCUUCAAAUGAUGUCCCAAUCGAUAGUGACAACAAUGUUGGUUCAUCACACAACCGUUUACAUGAAUCAAGCAUCCACAGCCAUGGUCAAAAUCGGGUCAAACGACGAAGGUUUCGAGGUGGAAGAAGAGUUUCCCGAGCACCCAAAAGUACCGAAAUGCCCAUGUCCAUGCCCAAUCCCAUUUCCAUGUCCACCUCCAUGUCCAUGGCGUCUAAUUUCAUACCUCAUGGUGGUGACCAAAACCUGACCGGAAAUCUGCCCGGAAAUAUGCCCGGAGUUCCAAAACAAGGUUGUGGAAUCCCCUGGAAUUGGUCCCGGAUUCACGAUCGAGGAAAAUCUUUUCUCGAUAUCGCCGGAAGAAGCCUCUCAUGCGGUUUAUCAGACUCAAGGUCAAAACGCACCGGUCAACACAACUCCGGCCAAAUUCCGGCGAUCUCCGAUCACUCCACCUCCUCCACAAACGGCGAAUCACUCCCAUUACUAAUCGACGGGUCACAAGAAAGCCCGGAAAACCCCGCCGCCUGGGUGCACGAUUAUUCCGGCGAGUUAGGGCUCUACGCCGACCACCUUUUAAACACCGAUCUCGACUCCGAUCUCGCCUCCGAAGCCCGCUCCGGUGGCCGGAAACGCAACUCCGGCCACCAGAAUCUCACUCAAAAGUACAUGCCAAGAACAUUCCGGGACCUCGUGGGACAAAAUCUCGCAGUCCAAGCUUUAUCAAACGCGAUCGCGAGAAAAAAAGUCGGGUUGCUUUAUGUGUUCUACGGGCCCCACGGCACCGGGAAAACAUCGUGUGCGCGUAUAUUUGCACGUGCUUUGACUUGUCAAUCUUUUGAUCACCCAAAACCGUGUGGUUUUUGUAGUUCUUGUGUGGGACAUGAUAUGGGUAAGGGUAAGAAUAAGAACCGGAGUGUGAUCGAAGUGGGACCCAUGAAUAAUCUUGGGUAUAAAAGUAUGAUGGAGUUGAUUGAAAACACGAUUGGUUCGAAUUUGCGAUCUCAUUAUCGGGUGUUUAUAAUUGAUGAUUGUGAUUCUUUGAUUCCGGAUUUUUGGAGUGCGAUAUCUAAGGUUAUUGAUCGAGCUCCCAGGCGUGUGGUUUUUGUACUGGUUAAUUCGAGUCUUGAUGUUUUGCCACAUAUGAUCGUUUCCAGGUGUCAGAAGUUUUUUUUCCCAAAAUUGAAGGAUGCGGAUAUUAUUUAUACGUUACAAUGGAUUGCUACUAAAGAAGAGUUUGAAAUUGAUAAAGAUGCGUUAAAACUUAUUGCCUCGAGGUCCGAUGGGUCUUUGAGGGAUGCUGAAAUGACACUCGAGCAGCUUAGUUUGCUUGGCCAAAGAAUUUCGGUUCCUCUUGUUCAAGAAUUGGUUGGACUUAUAUCUGAUGACAAGUUAGUUGACCUAUUGGAUUUAGCAUUGUCAGCAGACACAGUCAAUACAGUCAAACAUUUACGAGAAAUUAUGGAAUCGGGUGUCGAGCCAUUAGCUUUAAUGUCACAACUUGCAACCGUAAUAACCGAUAUUCUUGCCGGAAGUUACAAUUUCAUGAAAGAAAGGCCAAGAUGGAAAUUCUUUCGACGACGUGUAAUAUCAAAAGAAGAUAUGGAAAAGCUGCGAUUAGCAUUGAAGACGUUAUCGGAAGCAGAAAAGCAACUCAGAAUGUCGAAUGACAAGUUGACUUGGUUGACCGCCGCGUUGUUGCAGCUUGCACCUGAUCAGCAGUACGUGUUGCCGGAAUCCUCCACGGGUACUAGCGGCCGCCACAGUCCGGUGGUGGUAAAUAAUGGCGGUGGAAGAGAUGGAUCCCGGAAAAGAAAGAUGAAAUCACUUAGUCUUGGUGCAGCUCCAACAGUUCAACUUAUUUUCACUUCACACGCAACAAAAUCAAAGGCAGAGAAAUUCAAAACACACAUUUUGAAAGCGUUUGAGCAUGUUCUUGGAUCACCUGUUACAAUAGAAAUCAGAAGUGAAUCAAGAAAAGAAACCCAACUCAUAUUACCCACAUCCCAACAAGACUCAUAUGCAAAACAAAGAAGUGAGAUCAUUGAAGUAGAGGCUUCUCCAAGAGAACAAAAAUCCAUGUUGCAUAUUGAUAAUGAUCAUAAAGUAGAGGCUACACCAUCUCAUAAGAAUUCAAGUUUUCAAACAAGAUUAGGAGAACAAAAUCAAUCCAUGAGUCUUGUAAGAGGGAAAGUGUCUCUUGCAAAUGUGAUUCAACAGGCGGAAUCACAGAGAAAUGGUUGGUCCACACGUAAAGCUGUUUCCAUUGCUGAAAAGCUUGAACAGGAGAAUCUGAGAAUGGAGCCGAGAUCAAGAAGCUUGUUGUGCUGGAAGGCAUCUAGAGUUUCACGUCCGAAGAUUUCGCGAUUGAAAUUUAGAACAAGAAAACCACGGGCCUUGUUGAGAUUUGUGUCUUGUGGGAGGUGUCUUUCAACUAAAUCACCGAGGUAAUACAAGAAAUGCGUUCAAACGUGUGUCAUUUUCUCAAAUUUUAAGCAUUAAUUUAUGGGUCAACUAGGGUUCACUAAUAAGAGAGAGGCAAGUCCAAGAACAAUGAAAAGGCAAAUGUGCAUUUCUUAUAUAUUUUCUAGUUUUCGAUGUUCUUUGUAGUUAAAAAUGGCAUUCUUUGAUGAAAUAUUUAGGGUUAUGUUAUUUAAUUGUACUAUAGAUUUAAGAUUCAAGAAAGGUCAAAAGCCCAAAUUUAUGUUGUUUAUUUUGUAAUCAAUGGGAAGAAGUAUUUGAGUUUUACUUAAAAAGUGUAUGGGUCGUGGGUUUUGGCGUUUGGGAUGCGAUCCAAAUUCCGAAUAAAGUGACGAAGACAUGGGUUUUAUUUGGUUGGUGUGAAAAGCUAUUUUUAUUUGAUUAUUUGGAUUCUUUGAUGGCGAAAUAUACAAGUGUCCAUGUAGUUUUGUUGGCCCC
Messenger RNA from Lactuca virosa, 3519 nucleotides. The record is from the annotation of a GenBank genome assembly. Lineage: Eukaryota; Viridiplantae; Streptophyta; Magnoliopsida; Asterales; Asteraceae.